AUGUUUGUCGUCGGCGCGGGCCUCUCCACCCUCGAGACCGCUGCCGACCCGUUCUUGGCCAUCUGCGGCCCUCCGAAAUGGUCCGAGGUCCGACUUAACCUUGCGCAAGCUAUCCAGGGCGUCGGCGCGUUCGUUGCGCCACUCCUUGCUUCGCGAGUCUUCUUUGCCCACACCAUCGAUACGGACCAAGGUCUCAAGAACGUUCAAUGGGUCUACCUCGGCGUCGCGUGCUUCGUCGGCCUUCUCAUCAUCCUCUUCUUCUUCGCGCCCUUCCCCGAGAUUACCAACGCCGACAUGAACGCCCAGGAGCACGCCAUGACCGAAGUCGACCCCGGUCCGUUGCGUAAGCAGUACAACCUGUUCCUCGCCGUGUGGUCGCAGUUCUGCUAUGUUGGCGCCCAGGUUGCCGUUGCCACCUAUUUUAUUCCCUUUUGCGUCGAGACCGGUCGUAGUGACGCUACAUCCUCGGAUCUACUCGCCGUCGCCCAGGGCCUGUACGCCCUCAACCGCUUCAUCGCCGGCGGCUUGAUGACCAUCCCCGCCGUCAAGCCCCGCUACGUCCUCGCCGUCUACCUCGCCCUGUGCUUCGUCUUCGUCGUCGCCGCCAUGAACACCACCGGCACCGCGUCCAUCGUCAUGCUCACCUUUGUUCUCUGCUUCGAGUCCGCCUGCUUCGCCACCAUCUUCACCCUCGGACUGCGCGGUCUCGGUCGUCACACGAAGCUGGGUGGCUCUCUCCUGGUCGCCGCCAUCUCCGGUGGGAUGGUGUUCCCCCAUGACCGGCGCCGUGACCGAUAA
Messenger RNA from Parascedosporium putredinis, 798 nucleotides. The record is from the annotation of a GenBank genome assembly. Lineage: Eukaryota; Fungi; Ascomycota; Sordariomycetes; Microascales; Microascaceae.